AUGCCUCGUAAAGUUCUAGUAGCCAAGAGAAAAAAUUUAGUCCAGAAAGCCAGCAAGGGGAACACGCCAAACGCCACUCGCGCGGUGACAGAUGACGAUGAAGACAAACUCUUUAACAGAAGAUGUCACCAAAUAUCAACCAGAGGCCUACAAAAGUGAAAAAUCGAAAAUUCUCAAAAAAAUUCACAAAGUAGCACUAAGUAAGCUGCUAUCAUAAAUGUAAUUUUUACUUCGAUCCGAUAAUUAUCUCAGACGUACGGGAGGGUUAUUGGUUUCGCGGCUCUCGGACCUGGUUUUACAGGCCCGAGAAGGAGUGUAACGAAACAAUCGUUUUAAAAAUCAAAUCAAUUGUAAUGCGAACAACAAAUAACUUAUUCAGAAAAGUAUAUAAUUAUACACAUUUUAAGGGGUGAUUUACUCAGUUUGAACGAAAGUGUAAGAUUUUAGUUCGAUAAAAAAAUGGCAAAUUUCAAAGCCCAAAAUCGUUGACUGGUACCUCGAUUUCAUUAAAGAGUCUUAUACCAAAAUCUGUUUUCAAAACUAUGGGCAACUAAAAAGAAAAUUUUUGAGGCCAAAAAAUACAAGUAGUACUUUUCUGAAAUUUGAGCUUUCCUCGCUCAGCGGGCCGAUGCUAAAAACUCGGAAAAAUACUAUAAGAAAUCAGUUUAAGCAACAGUGGUUUGAUGUUAUCAGCUUUCAGAAACCAAGACGUGUUUAUCCAGCGAUCUGAUAUAAUUUAAAACCGUUUGCUCACAAGAAUGGAAGAUUUACGCUGUCAACUGCCGCCAAGUGCACGAGUAACGUAAGUUUGUCAAUCGCUAUAAUAACCCAUAAAAACUUUAAAAAACACAACGUUUUUGCGUCCAGGAAUGAAUUUUACCAAACAGAACAAUGCCUUUGAGUGUAUUUUUCAUACUUUAGUAAGGGUUUCCUGGAUCUUGGAAUUAAAAAACACUGCGGGGCACUGAUACUUUAUGAUCAAGUUCUGAAAUGUUCUUCACGAGACAUUUAACUGAAUUUAUGAUAAAAAUGCUUUCAGGAAAUAAAAAAUAUAUAUUUUCCAAAGAUCAGCUGUACGCACGGGCGUAUGUGCGUAUGGGACACUACUCCCCCGCUAACUUAAGAGGCGCUCUUAUAAAUGGGACAGUUAGCGUUCUAUUAAAGAAGCGUUGUCAAUCUGUUUUUGUGUGUGAUCUCAGAGUAUUUUUUGUUUGUUUGUUUGUUUGUUUUUACACCGUUUUAUAAAAAGUUUUAAAGGUUCAUUUCAGGCGACGUUUCUCAAAAUUGGUUAUCAGCACUGGCGAUACGGGGGAGUUGGUAGUGUGUCUUUCCUUGUUAAAGAGGCCGAAAACUAAUAGUUUCUGUAAAUAAAAAAUAAGCCUUCCCUGGAUACCUUAAAGUACCUAGGAGCUUUUAUUUUCUUCAUUUUCGCCAGCAGUUUUCAAUUAUCACACAAACAUUAUAUUGCCUACCGGAUUGCUCGUUGUCAGAAGCCUAUAACCAGCUCCUGUGGUUGUGAAUUUCUUCAAGGCCGAAAAUUUCAGUACGAACCGAAAACAACAGCUAAAAGGAGGCACACAGUUUGAACUAAAUAGGGAACUUAGUUAGCGAGUGUACCGGAGCGCAGUAACGAGCCCUAACCCCACCCAUUGCCCAAACGUUCACUAAAUCUCCGCGCUUUUUAUUUUUGUGCAAGAACAGAACAGGUAAGUUUUUAUCUUUCAUUUAAGUGAUUUCCAUCUGCAGUUUACAAAUAAGAGCGUGGGUUCCCUAUGAUGGAGGUUGAAAACAACGAGACAUAUAGCUGUGUAGCAGGCGCUUCGAAGUAGGGCGCAAUAAAGAACGUGCGCGCGAGGAGAUAAGGGUGUCGCUCUCGCUCCCCGUUCUUUCUUUCGCCCACCACUUCCAAGCGCCUGGAUUUAAAACGCUCUUGUUUAAAACGCUGUUGUUUAUCUGUUCUCCUGUGUGGAUACUUCACAUUUCCAAUAUAUGGGAACACCAUGCUAAGCUAAGAACGACAAACACUCACAACAUGGUUUUGUACACUAAAAUCUGAUUUCCUGGACGUAAAAAGUAUUGAAUUUUAAGACUUUUUCAAUUAGUGAUUUGCCACUUGGCAGGAAUUGACAGUUUAAAUCUGCCUUUCCUGCUAGCAAACGGUUUUAAAUUAUAUCAGAUUGCUGGAUAAACACGUCUUGGUUUAUGAAAGCUGAUAACAUUAAACCACUGUUGGUCAAACUGAUUUCUUAUAGUAUUUUUUCCGAGUUUUUAAAAUUCGGUCCGCUGAGCGAGGAAAGCUCAAAUUUCAGAAAAGUACAACUUGUAUUUUUGGGCCUCAAAAACUUUCCUUUCAGUUGCCCAUAGUUUUGAAAACAGAUUUUGAAAAAAAGAUAACGCUCUUUAACGUGGCAUAAGACUCUUUAGUGAAAUCGAGGUACCAGUCGACGAUUUUGGGCUUUGAAAUUUGCCAUUUUUGCAUCGAACGAAAACGUUCAGAAUAUUGAAAAUAAUGAAAAUCUCCAAAAUAUUACAUUUUCGUUCAAACUGAGUAAAUCACCCCAUAAAAUGUACAUAAUCAUGUACUUUUCUGAAUAAGCUAUUUGUUCUUCGCAUUACAAUUGGUUUGAUUUUUUAAACGAUUUUUUCGUGACACGCCGUCUCGGGCCUGCAAAACCCGGUCCGAGAGCCGCAAAACCAAUAAACCCCCUCCCCCCGUCCGUCUAAAAAAAUUAUCGGAUCGAGGUAAAAAUUAUACUUAUGUUAACAGCUUACCUAGUGCUACUUUGUGAAUUUUUUUUUGAGAAUUUUCGAUUUUCACUUUUGUAGACCUCUGGUUGAUAUUUACUGACAUCUGCUCUUAAAGGUGGCCAGUUUAGUACUUCCUGUCCUGAAGCCCUCCAGAGAACCAGGUGGUGGUUUUUGUCCCUUCAUUUCGGCUUAAGAGCCAGAGAUGAAAGCCGCAAGUUGCUUUGGGGAGACGUGAAACUACAACAAGAUCCUCCUCAAGAUGGCCGCGAAAUGCUUGUUUGG
Molecule: messenger RNA, 3030 nt
Organism: Porites evermanni
Lineage: Eukaryota; Metazoa; Cnidaria; Anthozoa; Scleractinia; Poritidae
Source: the annotation of a GenBank genome assembly